Molecule: messenger RNA, 3058 nt
Organism: Micropterus dolomieu (smallmouth bass)
Lineage: Eukaryota; Metazoa; Chordata; Actinopteri; Centrarchiformes; Centrarchidae
Gene: ganc
Product: glucosidase, alpha; neutral C
Exons: 26
Coding region: 167-2938 (923 amino acids)
Biological process (GO): N-glycan processing; carbohydrate metabolic process
Molecular function (GO): alpha-1,4-glucosidase activity; carbohydrate binding
Source: RefSeq, a predicted model, not a curated record
UCUUCAUUUGCUCGUGCUGUCAAAGUGAAAGAGAGCCGACAAGUUGACACGUUUUUAUAUACGAUCUAUUGUUUAGACAGAAAAAUAAUGUGUCGUUAGUUAAUGCUCUUACCAGACGACCACAACCGACAGUUAACGGCUGGCGUUUUCUGUCUGUCUGCACGAAAUGGCGGAAGUGAGCCAACCCGUUAGUGUUGUCCCGGAAGAUGAAGGGAGAGAAAAGUUCAAGAAAAGUGAGCAUGUUGCUUUUUACAGGCGACAGAUCCAGGGCCCGAACUUGCAGCACAGAGCCCUUUUGGACACCAUGGUGCUCACAGAGAAGGGGGCACGUUUAGAACUGUUGGAGCCUGACUCACAGACCAAACUGCUUCUUUCUUUGUCACUUUGCAAAAAUGACACUGUGAGGAUAUUAAUAGAUGAACUCGAGCCUGUUAAAGCGCGCUACCGAGUUCCAGAUGUGAUAACGGGGGAACUGCAGUGCCAACAGUUGAGAGUUGAGAGACAGUCCAAGGACUCUGUCACCCUUUCUUGGUCUUCAGGAUGUCACAAGAUUUGUGUGUGGCGUUUCCCUUUCCGACUUGAGAUCCUGUGCGAAGACGACGUGAUGGUUACGUUCAACACUAAAGGCAAACUGUGGUUUGAGACACUGCAGGAUCCACCCAGGGCAACAUCUCAUGUAAGUAGGCUUCAAGAGGACCACUCAAGUUCUUUAUGGAAAGAGACUUUCAGGCAGUUUGUGGAUGUCAAAGCUAAUGGUCCCAGUAGCAUUGGGUCAGACCUCUGUCUCCAUGGGUUCAGUCAUGUGUACGGUCUACCAGAGCACGCUGACAGCCUCCAGCUCAGGGACACCAGAGAUGGUGAACCCUAUCGGCUGUAUAACUUGGAUGUCUUUGCGUAUGCCUUGUACAGCCGCCUCGGCCUGUAUGGGUCUGUGCCGCUGUUGGUCGCCCACAAGCCCGACAGGACUUUGGGUGUAUUUUGGCUAAAUGCAUCUGAAACCUUUGUGAACGUUCAUUACAGCCAAUCUCAGCAUCAGGAUGACCAGACACCCCCAGUGAAGCGGAGGCGGAUGCAGCCUCAGACUGAUGUCCACUGGCUGUCAGAAAGUGGUGUCAUUGACUGUGCGGUUCUGCUCGGGCCUAGUCCACAGCAGCUCUUCUCCCAGUACGCUCAACUAACAGGAUAUCAAGCCCUACCCCCUUUGUUUGCACUCGGGUACCACCAGUGCCGCUGGAACUACAACGAUGAAGCUGACGUGAAGGCCGUAGAUGCUGGAUUUGAUCGACACGACAUCCCAUACGAUGUAAUCUGGCUGGAUAUUGAGCACACGGAUGGGAAGCGUUACUUUACCUGGGACUCUGCUUUUUUCCCCGAACCAGCCAGCCUGCAGCGCCACCUAGAGAAGAAGAAGAGGAAGUUGGUUGUAAUAAGUGAUCCCCACAUCAAGAUUGAUCCUGAUUGGUCCCUGUACUGUGAGGCCAGAGACGGAGGGCAUUUUGUCAAAAACAGAGAGGGGCAGAUCUAUCAGGGCUCAUGCUGGCCUGGUAAAUCCUCUUACCUUGAUUUCAGCAGUCCCGACACUCGAGCGUGGUACUCCAGAUGUUUCAGCUUGGAUAAGUACAAGGGGUCAACUCCAUCGUUAUUUGUGUGGAAUGACAUGAAUGAACCGUCUGUGUUCGACGGGCCAGAGCAGACAAUGCCGAAGGACACAGUGCAUUAUGGGGGUUGGGAGCACCGGGAAUUACACAACCUGUAUGGCUUCUACCAGCACAUGGCCACAGUGGAGGGUCUGAUAACUCGUUCAGGCGGCUCAGAGAGACCUUUUGUCCUUUCACGUUCCUUCUUUGCUGGGUCACAGAGACUUGGAGCGGUAUGGACAGGUGACAACGUUGCCAGUUGGGAGUAUCUGAAGAUCUCGAUUCCAAUGCUUUUGUCUCUAAGCGUGGCAGGCAUAGCAUUUUGUGGAGCCGAUGUCGGUGGGUUUGUUGAGGACCCGGAGCCGGAGUUGCUGGUGCGCUGGUACCAGGCAGCCGCCUUGCAGCCGUUUUUCCGUGGUCACUCUGCAAACACAACAAAACGUCGGGAGCCCUGGCUGUUUGGAAAUGAAGUCACCGCUACAAUCCGCACUGUGAUCCAACAGAGGUACUGUUUACUGCCCUACUGGUACACCCUGUUCCACAAGGCUCACGUUUCUGGUCUGCCUCCACUCAGACCUCUGUGGGUGGAGUUCCAGAGAGAACAGAGCACCUUCACCGUGGACAACCAGUAUAUGAUUGGCGGAGCAUUGUUGGCCUGUCCUGUGACGGAAGCGGGUGUUGAAGAAGUCAAAGUCUUACUUCCUGGAUCUGGUGAGGUUUGGUAUGAUGUCCAGUCUGCAAAGGUGUAUAAAGGAGGCAGGACUCUGAGUCUUCCUGUCACCCUGGAUACAGUUCCUGUGUUCCAGCGUGGCGGCUCGGUGGUCUGCAGGUCAGCAGGAUGUGGCUCCUGUACAGCCAAACUUCAGCAGCUCCCCCUCUCUAUCACUGUGGCCCUGAACUCUCAGGGCGUCGCUGAUGGUGAGUUGUACCUGGACGAUGGCCAUUCCUUCAGCUACCGUGACAGAAAGGCCUUCUGCCUGCGCAGGUUCAACAUGCUGUCGGGCCAUCUGCUCUGCCGUCCUGCCAAUGAAGAAGGAACAUUUGACUGUGAUACUGUCGUACAGUCAGUCACCAUCCUGGGGGUGAAGAGCAAACCGUCCACAGUGGUUGUACAUGUCCCAGGUGCUAAAGACUCCUUUGCUGCAUUUCACUACAUGGAGACCUGCUGUAUGCUGACAGUGAGCAACCUGAACCUCAGAGUGGCGAUGGACUGGGAGAUACAGAUAGGUUCGAGUUUGCGGACUGAAUCUGGAUCUCAAAAAUACCAAGAGAACAAAAGAAACAUUUUAAUCUGUCAAUGAUGAUCUUAUUUGUUCUUGAAUUAUCAAUAUAACUGAUUGAUUAUAAAUAAUAAUUAAUGAGGAAUUACAUGUGGUUUAAAGUUGUGAAGUGAAAGUUUACUGAAUAAAGGGUGAACUCAU